Messenger RNA from Chaetomium fimeti, 2858 nucleotides. RefSeq lists its product as uncharacterized. Lineage: Eukaryota; Fungi; Ascomycota; Sordariomycetes; Sordariales; Chaetomiaceae. The transcript is spliced from 2 exons. The record is from RefSeq and is a predicted model, not a curated record. Gene Ontology annotation, molecular function: protein binding. Bases 124 to 2442 code for a protein of 772 amino acids.
UCCGCCGACGCCCUCCAGGAGUUGCCCGCGCCGCUGCGAAACCCCCCUUUGACACGACGACCCGAAUCGAGUAGAGACGAGCCGUUGUCUGCCCUCCGCAUUGUCGGGGUGGACUGAGAUCUGAUGAUGGAACUCGUGGCCACCACCAGCAGUGCUGUUUCACCGCCUGCUCCCCGGCGGGGGAGACGCGAGAAACCAUGGCCGCCCGGAAAACAAAAGAAGUUGCUGCGCCUUUACGUCUGCACCCAGAGCGAACGCCUACCCCUUGUCCGCAUCCUUGAACGCCUCAAAGAUGGCUCCUUCGAUCCAAGGCAGCGCAACUCGCACAAGCACUUGAAGAACCUUCUCCCCGACCGCAGGAUCGAUGAUUGGAGGCCGCGGGAUCUCGCGACCAUGCUGGUGCGCGUGCGCUUCUUGAGGUCGCUGAGGGCGGAGCGGAGGAUUAAGAACCGGAAAGUCCGUCGCCGACUCGAGACACAGCCGCGGAGUCGGUUCGGGCAUGAUUUCCUCGAUGUGCCGGGGACUCGCAUGUCCAUCGACCAACCCCACAUCGAACAACACCCCGUGUUAUACGCCCACAGCCCGAGCACCGACAGCCCAUCCACGGUCAAGCAGUCAGAGUCUGCCGGAUCAACCCCGCAGGCUAUCAGCACCGACUCCUCUGACACCUACCUCCGGGACAAGUCACCCUCCCGGGCAUCCUCGACGACACCGUCAACAAAAUCCGCCAAGCGCAGGUCAUGGGCCUCGGUGCUCUCCAGUAUCUCAUCCGGAAUCUCCAGUCUGGCACGGUCUUCUUCCUCGGCGUCUUCCAAGGGCGCCAAUGUCAACGCAUCCGGCGCCAACACGGCGCUCAGCAAGAUGACGCGGGAGGAGUUCUUGACCAUGCUCCAAGAGAAGCCGCGCAAGCCGAACAAGGGGAACGGCACGCCGGUUAUGGGCGGCCUGUUCAAGUCCAAAUAUUCAACUGUGAACCCCACCACGGAGGACCUGAAUGGGGCUCUGGUCCGGAUGUGUUGCGCUGCCCAUGUUGGUCGCGGUCCGCCAGGGUGCGUCCACGAACGGUUGUCCAAGGCUAUCGACGCCCAAAAGACGGACGGCCACGACUUUACCCACUUCCGCGUCACGGAAGAGGAGGCUAACAUGGUUGACAAGUACGGCAACUCGCUGCUCCAUGUGGCGGCGAGAUGGGGUGCCCGCGUCUCCAUUUUGCUUAUGAUCCUCAAGCGCACCGAUGAGGUCCAACUCGUCAACCACCGCGGCGAGACAUUCCUCCACGUCUUUGACCCGCCUGAGAACCCGCACAUGCGGCCGGUAUCAUUCCUGAACCUUAUCCGGACCCUGCGUUCACGCGGGUUCGAUUUCUGUCACAGGGACGUGGAUAAGCACACGUUCCUCCACCAUUUCGUCGCAAAGAAGGAGUUCCCCAUCGAGACACUGUAUUAUGUGUUUAGGGAGGUCGGUUACGGCGCCGCCCGGUUCCUCGUCGCGAACAAGUCGGCCAACGGGGAGCGGCUGUGGCACAGCAUCCGGCGCAACCUGGAAAAGUCGGCACCGAAGCUUCAUCGCAUCUUCGGUGACGAAGUCGAGUUCAUCCGCCGCUACCUCCCCGAGUUCUCCCCCGACGGAAAGGCCCCCUCCACCGCCGACACGUCCACCAUCGGCUCCGACAGCUCCAUGUCCAUCCACCCGACCGAAGUCCCGGCCCUCGGUCUUGCCGCCGUAGACCCCAACGAUAGCAGCGCCCAAAGCGUCCGCCGCACGCCCGUCAUGAAGCUCCUCCGGCGCGCUGCCGCGGGGAGGGCGGGCCUAUCAGACACGGAACUAACCGCCAAGCUGGAAACCAUCUUCGACGCCGCCGCCAAGGUGACGGAUUUCGACAUGCAGGGCUACCUGGGGAAGCGCGACACCGAGGGCAACACGGCGCUCCACUACGCAUCCGAGUUCGGGCUCGUGCCGGCGGUGCAGUACCUCUGCGCCAAGGGCGCGUCGGUCAACGUGUUCAACAACUGCGGCAACACGCCGCUGCAGCUCGUCAAGUUCGCCAUCCAGCGCACCGACGUCCGCUCCGACAUCCACAUGGAGGCCCGCUACCUGCGCUGCGCCGUCCUCCUGCUCGAGCAGGGCGCCUUCGACCAGAGCAAGCUGGUCAGCGAGCGCUCCGUCAUCUUCCCCUACGACGUCUUCGACGGCAGCGAGCGCUCCAUCAACAACCUCGUCAGCCAAGGGGUCGCCUCCCAGUGCCGCGGCCUGCACCUGCUGACCUCGUCCGUGCGGCACCACAGCCCGGGCUAUCUGGAGGGGCUGGAGCGGGAGUACUGCUCGCACGGGCAUCACCAUGGGCAUCACGGGUAUGAUGGCGCGGGCGGCAGCGGGAUGGGCAUGGGCAUGUCGUUGACGUUCCAGACGUCGGUGCUGAAUUCGCAAGAGAUGGCUUCUUGAGGGGUUGCUGUUGCUGUUGCUUUCUUAGGUCGAACGGUUGUCUCUCCCAUUUGUUAGGAUUGGUUUCUCUGUGUACAAAUACCAUUUUUGGGAUAGCGGCGGCGGUGCAUCGGGAGAGCGUUCUUUUUCAGGGCCUGUUCCCCUUUUUUUGUUUUCUGUUUUGGGGUUUGUCUUUUUUUUUGGUGGUUUCUCCAAGCAGGCGUUCAGAGUUCCGGUUCAUUCUUGGGGCGGGGUCGCCAAAGCAAAACGCUGUUGUUGACUUACAACCGCCAUCUUCGUUCUGUAUUUAUGACCAUAUAUCCGAAAAGGGGCGCCUGAUUUUGGCGUGUUUACUUCAUCUGCUCGUCCCAUCCCCAUCCUGCCAACGAACGCUCAACGGUGGAAUUGCACUCUCGUUGUCUCCCCCCCUUGUCUCC